AUGCACGCAAAGGCAUGUAGAGUAGGCAUAUACUAUUAUACAUCUCUUUCCUUGCGUGCUCCUGAAACCCAACCGAGGUGGUCGCAGAGUAAGCCAGGCCAAUCUAAGUGCGGCGCAAUCGCCAAUGAGUUUUGUCACUGUGGCCUGGAUAGCAGAUUAGGUGGUUGUUGGAAAGUUGGCCAGUCUGCUUUCAAUGACUACAUUUGCAGACAUUUUUCAAAAGCAUCAAUUCUGAUGUUGAAAGAACCAUCAGGAGUUUUAGCUCAGGAUGGUAAGCAUCCGGAUGGCUACACUCUAAUCUCAUGGGAUGCUGGCAAAUGUUUAGCUCGGGACGUCACUAUCCCUGACACCCUUGCAGAAGGAUACACCAAUCUAACCAGCUUAGAAAGGGGUUCUGCCGCAACCAGGGUUUCUGAUGAAAAACUUGAAAAAUAUGAUAACGCCCUAUCUUCAAUGGAAUUUUUUCCGGUUUGCGUUGAAGUCCUUGGUCCUAUGGACAAAGCUACAUCAACUUUUUUUAAAGAUAUUUGCAAUCUUAUAAGUGGAAGAUCCGGAGACAAAAAAAAAUUUUUCUUCGCAAUGAGCCACAUGUCUUGUAUGUUGCAGUGA
Molecule: messenger RNA, 609 nt
Organism: Helobdella robusta
Lineage: Eukaryota; Metazoa; Annelida; Clitellata; Rhynchobdellida; Glossiphoniidae
Exons: 2
Coding region: 1-609 (202 amino acids)
Source: RefSeq, a predicted model, not a curated record